Molecule: messenger RNA, 1611 nt
Organism: Sclerotinia sclerotiorum 1980 UF-70
Lineage: Eukaryota; Fungi; Ascomycota; Leotiomycetes; Helotiales; Sclerotiniaceae
Exons: 1
Coding region: 1-1611 (536 amino acids)
Source: RefSeq, a predicted model, not a curated record
AUGAAGGAGUUUAAGUCUCAACUUCUCUGCGCUGCCGCCCUCGCUCAUAGCGCCUCAGCCCAGCUUUACAACCAAGUAAUUCACACCAACUAUGGACCUGUUCAAGGCAUUCCAGCCUUUAAUUCAUCUCCCAAUGGCAACAUUUCGAACUGGAAGGAUAUUACUGUAUGGAAGGGAAUUCCAUACGGUGCCGACACAUCUGGCGAAAACCGCUGGACAGCUCCCAAAAACGCAACUCCAUGGAAAACUACCUUUCAAGCGAACAAAAUGGGACCCCUUUGUGGACCAGCCAAUCCAGCUACACCCGACGGUACUGUUAGCGAAGACUGCUUGAACCUGAACAUCUGGACAAAUGGCAAAUCUACAAAUGCCAAGUUACCAGUUAUUCUCUGGUCUUUCCCUGCAGGAGGUGCUGCCGAUCAACCUUUAUUUGAUGGUGCAGGAAUGGCAUCUCAAGGCAUUGUUUUCGUCAAUUACAAUUAUCGAAUCAGUGCACUUGGUUGGCUUUCAACUCCCGAGCUUUCGGAAGAAAUGUACAAAGCUACUGGAUCUAACAGCUCUGGAAACUGGGGUCAACUUGAUCAAUUCCACGCUUUGAAGUGGGUACAUGCAAAUAUUGCGGCGUUUGGUGGUGAUCCUGAUCAUAUUACCGUCAUGGGUCAAUCCGCCGGUUCAGCUGCUGUCUAUCACUUCGUGAAUAGUCCUUUGACAAAAGGACUCAUCGUUGGCGCCAUCGCCGAAUCAGGAACUCGUGAUCCAUACGAUCCUGAAUCUCUUACCCUUGCCGAAAACUACCGCAAUCAAUCCUACGCUCUCGAAUCCGGCUUAAAAUACAUGGCUUCCAAAAACGUCAGCACCAUCGCCGAAAUGCGAGCUCUUCCUCUCGCUGAUCUAGAAGAACCACUCUUCGGAUCCACUUUCUCAGAUAACUUUGGAAAUGUCCUCGAUGGCUACGCUAUCCCCGCUAAAUAUAUCGAAACACUUGCGACUGGCCCUGCAAACGAUGUUCCUUACAUUACGGGAAAUACUCGAGAUGAAUCCGGAGCAGCCACAAGCACCAAUCUAACAGUCACCGAAUACGAAGCUGCAAUUGAAGCGCAAUACGGCCCCUACAAUCUCACCACCACCAUACUCAACCUCUAUCCCGGUGCAAAUUCCUCCCAAGCCUCCAUGUCCUACAACGCGCACUGGCGCGACACAUCUCGCAUCUCCAGCUGGAGCUUCGCAAACCGGUGGUCUGUAAAAUCCAAAUCGCCAAUCUGGACGUAUUACUGGAAUCAUGCUCCUCCGGGACAAACGCAAGGCGCAUAUCACGAAUCAGAAAUUAAUUAUGUUCUUAACAAUCUGUAUGGGACGGAUAAACCAUGGGAAUCGAUUGAUUAUGAAAUUGCGCUGAAGAUGAAUGGAUAUUGGGCGAAUUUUGCUAAGACGGGGAAUCCUAAUGCGGGUGGUUCUUAUAAGGGGGUUGGGGCGCUGCCGACGUGGAAUGUGAAUUCGGAGAUGGAUAUGCUGACGUUGGAGGUGGGGGAUGGGUUUGCUGAGGUGCCGAUUGGGAGUGUGGAGCAGAUUGAGGCUAUUACGGAGUAUUUUUCUUUUCAGAAUCCGGUUUAG